Molecule: messenger RNA, 2007 nt
Organism: Fusarium vanettenii 77-13-4
Lineage: Eukaryota; Fungi; Ascomycota; Sordariomycetes; Hypocreales; Nectriaceae
Exons: 2
Coding region: 1-2007 (668 amino acids)
Molecular function (GO): metal ion binding
Source: RefSeq, a predicted model, not a curated record
AUGUCGGGCCGCAAGCUGGGCGGCGGCCGCAUCUUGGGUAGUGGCAAGGGACUCGCUCCCCCGACACCUCCGAAUGCGAAUGCGCCGCGAGUUGGAAGCCCGCUAGCGGCCUCUGAGAGUACCGUGUCGAUAGGUUCAUCGUCCAUCUCGCCGCCUGUCAGUGGGAUAGCAUCAGAACUCGCUGGCCCGGCCAUCGGCGACAGCAUCAGCGUUGGGGUCCAAGGCAAAGGCCCGGCCGAUGGCACACUCCAGAUGACGCUGUUGCAGCUGAACCGACACAUCGACGACAAUCACCAAGAACUACCCGAGGAAGAGCAAGACGAAGUUAAGACAUGGUUCGAUAAGCAAGUCCUCAAGGCGAAGCGAUUCCAGCCCCUCUCCCUCAUCAACCAGAAACUACGAGGUCUCGAUGUCUUUGAAUCAAACGAAUCCAGUCCUGUACCGCCCUCCAUCGCCGCUGCGAAGAGCCCCCUCGAAGGCCCCAUCGACCCCGACGAACUCAUCACACGCCAACAUUGGCAACGAUCGACUAGCUACGAUCAAUGUACCGACCCAACAUGCGGCCGAAGUUUAGGACCGAUAAACGGGAGCAUCAACUGCAGACAGUGCGGGCGACUGUUUUGUGAGGAACAUACUAUGUACCAAAUGAAGCUGAGCCGCAGCGCGACUCAUGAACCGGUCCGAGGAUACUGGGCGAGAGUAUGCGAGACAUGCUUUAAAUCAAGAGAAGGAUACAACGAUCACGAGGGCUGUUUUACGGACCACACCAAAAUGCUUUUUGAACAGAGGAGGAAGAAAGUAGAACGACAGAAUCUGGAAAUUUCACGACUCGAAAAACGCUUGACAAAGCUCACGCGGUUAUUAGCAAACCCCCCCGAAAAGAUCACACAAUCAACCGGCUCUUUGCUCUCGCCAGUCACGUCUUUAGCAGGCCAGAAGAACGCACGGAAACUCAUCGAACAAUCUGUCGUAACUUGGGAAGAAGAUGCCAACGUCCACAAGUGCCCGUUCUGCCAGCAGGAUUUCGGUUCUUGGACGUUUAGAAGACACCAUUGUCGGGUAUGUGGCCGCGUGGUGUGUGGUGAUCCGCAAACAGGCUGUUCUUCUGAAGUUGGACUUGAUAUCUCGAGUGGUGUCAAUGGAUCGACAACUACUAACCAUGCAACCGAGAAACCUCCUUCAACCUCAAACCCUGGCCAAGUCAGCGUCGAUAUUCGAAUGUGUCGAGAAUGCAAGCAUACCAUUUUCUCGGCCCGCGACUUUACGGCUUCUCUUCAGCAUAAACCACCGGACCAGCGUGCAUACGAGACUCUGCGGCAGUUUGAGCGAGGCAUCCAACAACUGCUUCCGGGAUUCCACCGCGCGCUUUUGAACCUGCAGCCAGAGAAGAACGACACGGGAGAAAUCGAUCUUAACAAGCCACCACCGACGCAUGCGCAGAUCCAGGAGGCGGCCAAGAUACGAAAACGUCUUGUCGACAGUUUUGGCAAGUAUGGCACUGCCGCCAAGCGUCUGCGUGACCUUCCCUCGGAUAGCGCCACGCAGCGUCGUCUUCAAAUGGCCAUCUACACGUAUGCCAGCAGUUUCCUUCAUACGAACAUGCUGCCGCUCAAGAGUCUCCCACAAUUACUCCGCUCACGGUCAUCUGCCUCAUCUGCCACGGCCGUGUCCUCAUCCCGCCUCCUCGCACACACGCACUCUGGACUCCGGCACUCAGAACUUGCCGACCCCGAUACAGCAUCUCAGGCGCCGAGUGAGGGUAGCACAGUGGUUAGCCAGCUUGAGGCAGAGGAAAAGGAGCUACGGGAGAAGCUGGUUGUCUUGGAAGAGCAACGCUUCAUGGUUCAGGCAAUGGUCAAGACGGCACAUGGCUCGAGGCGUUUCGAAGAGGUUAGCGCCCUGUCGAGAAACGUGGACGAGCUGGAUGCCGAGAUCAAGGUGCUCAAGGGCAAGGUAGGGGGUGUAGAAGAACGGUGGGAGGGUGUAUACCGGAACGGCAUUGCUUAG